This is a messenger RNA of Psilocybe cubensis, 396 nucleotides long. RefSeq lists its product as uncharacterized. NCBI's taxonomy places the organism in Eukaryota, Fungi, Basidiomycota, Agaricomycetes, Agaricales, Agrocybaceae. The transcript is spliced from 2 exons. The record is from RefSeq and is a predicted model, not a curated record. The coding region runs from base 1 to 396 and encodes 131 amino acids.
AUGGCAGCAAGACACGGACAGCGACAAGCACAACCACGAAGUAGGCAAUACACUAUUAUAAUGGCUGAAUCAGCCCACCUAUUAUGGAAGCUGCGAUGCGACAGGGUCAUCAACCGCGAAGGCGAAACCCUUAACUCCACGGAAAUCAAAAAUAAAUUCAUCGCCAUGAUGAAUCAACGCCUCAGACUGGACGUCGCAAUGUGCAACCCAAGAUACGGUAAGAAAGCCACAAGCACCUGGAUGGUGCAGGAAACAUGGAGGGGCACACUGAAAAAUGAGACGAAGCUCCCGUGGGAAUGGAUCAAGAACAGCAGAGGAGUUUUAGUGGGUAUUGAUCCAGUUAAGGAUGAUGGCAGAGCCAGAGGUAGGACGAACUACCACACGCCCAUCACCUGA